AUGGACCUCCACCAGAGGCGCCUCGCCCCAACUGCGGGCCUGGCACUGGAAGACGAGCUCGAGCAGGCACACCACUCCUGCCACCCAACAGCGCACCGCCGACACAGCAAGCCCAGUUUGUGGGGACCCAAGCCGGCCGGCCGUACGCUGGCGGUGUACGUCGCCCUCCUGCUCGCCUGUGGCGCCCUCUGCUGGCUCGUCACCACCUACAGCGGCCGGGUGCCCGAGCCCGUGCCCGCCGGAGCUCCGCCACAGUUAUUCUCCGAAGGCCGAGCGCGGCUUCACCUGGAGCAGCUCAUCAAGCAGAUAGGCUGGCGCCAAGCUGGCACGCGAAACAACGAUGUUCUCACGGUCAACUGGUUGCUUGAGAAGCUCAAUGCCGUGCAAGAAGAGGCCAAGGCGAUCGAUGGUGGGAGACGCCUGCUGGAUAUCGAGCUGCAGAGCGGCUCGAGCGCAUACACGCUCUAUUUUGUGGACGCCUACAUCACCAACACAUAUUCCAACAUCACCAACAUUCUUGUUCGCGUGCCUGCCCGCAACAAGCCCGUCGAUGCCUAUUCGCCUCUCCUGCUGAUCAACUCCCACUUCGACUCCGGCGUCGGCGCAACCGGCGCCUCCGAUGACGGCGUGGCCACCGUGGCGUGUCUGGAGAUGGUGCGGAACCUGGUCUACGAGCCGCCGCUCGAUUACGACGUGCUCUUCCUCUUCAACGGAGCGGAGGAGCCUCUCCUCCCGGCCUCCCACGCCUUUGUCACCCAACACCCGCUCGCCAAACGAGUGAAGGCGGUGGUGAAUCUCGAAGCCGCCGGCGCCGGCGGGCCUGCGCUCGCCUUUCAGAUCGGCUCGGCCGACCUCGCCUACGCCUACGCCAGCGUCGUUCCCUACCCGCACACCAUGGUCACCGCUGCGGAGAUCUUCCAGUCGGGGGUGAUCCCCGCCGACACGGACUACCGCAUCUUCCGCGACUUUGGCGAGAUCCCCGGCAUCGACAUGGCCUUCUACCAGAACGGAUACGUGUACCACACUCCGCUGGAUGACUUGGACGUGGUGACGCCCGGCAGCAUCCAACACAUGGGCGGCAACACGCUGGCGCUGGCGCGGCACCUGACCGACGCGCAGGCCUCCGACCACCUCCUGGCCAAGCCGCGCGACAGCUCCAGCAGCCGAGCCUUUUACUUCAGCCUCUUCGGCUGGUGCGUGGCCUACUCCGCGCUUUGGGGCUUCGUGGCGAACGUCGCGGCUGCGUGCUUGUGCGUCGGCUUCAGCUGGCGCGCGAUUCGUGAAGGGGACCGCACCAAGCUGCGCCAGAUGUACGUCGGCAUGCUCCAGGCCGCGCUGGCCGGCGUGCUUUCAUCGGUCCUCACCGCGCUGGUGCUGGGCAACGUCCUGGGCCAUCCCCUGUCAUACUUUUCCGCGCCUUGGCUCGGCACCACCCUGCACUCGGCCGCGUUUGUGCUGGGCUUUCUCCUGGUGAUGCGACGAGUCUUCACCGCAAUCAACAACGUCCACCAAUACGGCAAACCGGUGGAGGACCACACGAUUCUGACCGAAGCGACCGAGGAGCUGGCGGUGCACGCCGGCAUGCUCUUCUUCACCACCAUCUCCCUGCUGUUGACCGCCGCUGGCGUCUUCACUUCGUGGUUCUUCGCCGCCCAGAGCCUGUUCCUCGUCGCCGCCCGGGCGUGGCAGCUGCUCUACCGGUCGGCCAUCCUCCCGCGCCUCCGCCACGCUUCCGCCGACCACCAUGAUGCGAUCAUCGGCUCCGGCCCGCGCGCCCAGCGUGUGCCCGCCCACGGCCUCCCGCACUGGACCGAGGCCCCCGCCAGCGCGCUCUUCUACGCCCUCACCGUCGCCCCCACCGCGCUGCUCACCCUCCCGGCCUACCAGGUGGGCCUCGACAUGAUCCUGCCCCUGCUCGGCCGGGCCGGCGUGGCGGUGCCGCCCGACCUGGUGAUCGGGGCCAUCACGAGUCUCAUGGCCCUGUGCCUGCUGGUACCGGCCGUGCCCGCGCUGAUCCGGGCCGGCAACCUGCGCUACGCCAUCCGCAUCGCCGGCGUGGUGCUGCUGGUGCUGAUCGUCGUCGCGCUCCUGUCGUUCCCCUACGGCGCCGCUACGCCCAAGCGGCUCAUCGCCCAGCACACCUACCACCGCCCCGUCCAGGUCCUCCACAAGACAGCCACGACCACCGGCCUUCCCACCACGCCCGACGACCAGGCGGCCAAGAUCGCGGACAUGAUCGCCAAGUUCAACGCCGAGGACCGCAGCGGGAAGCCCGACGCCGACGACAGCUUCGUGCUGCUAGGCUCGUUCGACUACAUCCCGGCCGACGUGGUCUUCUCGGGACUGGACGGGCCGCCGCCCUCGUUCAAGAAGGCCGAGGACGUGCUCUACAACUUCCUGCCGGUCUACCCCUUCCAGCCCUUCAUGAGCGCCGUCCAGCUUCCGGCUGCGGCGCCCGUCGGCCCGGGCCUCUUCUCCUCGGGCCGCAUGGAGCACCCCACCAUCCGCGUCCUCAAGGACGAGUUCCACGCCUCGACCGACAUCCGCACGCUGGUGCUGUCGUUCGACUACUCCGGCUUCGAGAUCUCCACCCUGCGGCUCGACGCCACCGACAGUCCGCUGUUGGAGUGGGCCUUUUCGUCGACGGAGGACUGGCGGGCGGGCAAGGUGCCCCACUUCUCCACCCCGCCGCCGGCGGCGCGGGGCGACUACUUCAUCCGCCACAUCGGCGGCUACGGCACGCGCGAGUGGGUGGUGCUCCUCCGCAUGCGGGGGCUCGACCCGGUGCGGCUCGACACCGCCGGCACCCACCUCCGGAUGACCCCCGAGCUCGAGGCCCUCAGCCGCAUGCUGCCCGACUGGGCCACCUCCUACUUCUUCUACUCCGAAGUCACCACCUGGAUCGUCGAGUGA
Molecule: messenger RNA, 2913 nt
Organism: Acanthamoeba castellanii str. Neff
Lineage: Eukaryota; Discosea; Longamoebia; Acanthamoebidae
Product: peptidase, M20/M25/M40 superfamily protein
Exons: 13
Coding region: 1-2913 (970 amino acids)
Biological process (GO): proteolysis
Molecular function (GO): metalloexopeptidase activity
Source: RefSeq, a predicted model, not a curated record